Molecule: messenger RNA, 1422 nt
Organism: Apus apus (common swift)
Lineage: Eukaryota; Metazoa; Chordata; Aves; Apodiformes; Apodidae
Gene: AK6
Product: adenylate kinase 6
Exons: 5
Coding region: 56-571 (171 amino acids)
Cellular component (GO): cytoplasm; nucleus
Molecular function (GO): ATP hydrolysis activity; AMP kinase activity; ATP binding
Source: RefSeq, a predicted model, not a curated record
CAUGCGCCGGCCGCACGGAGGCCCCCGCGCACGUGUCUCCUAGGCGACCGGCGGGAUGAGGCGGCCCAACGUCCUGCUGACCGGUACUCCAGGAGUUGGGAAAACCACGCUUGGAAAAGAGCUUGCAUCGAGAGCUGGGAUGACCUAUAUCAAUGUGGGUGACAUGGCAAGAGAAGGAGAGCUGUAUGAAGGUUUUGAUGAGGAAUAUGAUUGCCCAAUUUUGGAUGAAGAUAGGGUGAUUGAUGAGCUGGAAGAUAAAAUGAGCCAGGGGGGAGUUAUCGUCGAUUAUCACGGCUGCGAUUUUUUCCCUGAACGGUGGUUUCAAAUAGUGUUUGUGCUUCGUACAGAAAAUUCAUUCCUGUAUGACAGGCUUGAAAGCAGGGGCUACAAAGGGAAAAAGCUGGAAGACAACAUUCAGUGUGAAAUUUUUCAGACACUUUACGAGGAAGCCAUGUUGUCAUAUAGGGAGGAAAUUGUCCACCAGUUACCCAGCAACACGCCAGAAGACCUGGAGAGAAAUUUGGACCAGAUUACACAGUGGAUUGAGCAAUGGAUGAAGGACAACAACUGACAUUUGUAGCUCUGCUGGAUCACCUCGGGAGAGGGUUUAAUAAAGGACAUUCAUAGUUCUUGUAUGAUAAAUUAAUAUUAUUGUAUAUUGGGGAGUAGAAGAAGGUUUGGCACAGGCAGGAGAGGCACGGAGGAGAAACAGCAGGAGAGACAAUUCAGCAGUGAAUGAGUGAGAGGACAGAAAUGACACAGUUGCCCUUAGUAGCAGGAACUACAUGGAGCAAUGUAGAGUUUUUUGGAGUUUACAAUUAAAACCAAGCCUUCCCCCUCCUCCCCAAGAAAACUGAAAUCCUGAUCGUUGGGUGGCAUUUGAUGAGCUUUGGGUUUCUGGAGGCUAAAACAGUUUCCUGAAAAGGAGAUAACUCUGUUUCUGAUUUUUAAAGGCUAAGAACUGCAAUCCUCUUGAAUGUGUGGAGCCUCAUGCAGCAUGAGGGGUGUGUGGUGUAGUCUAAGGAGGGUGCUUUGUUUUGGAAGGAAGAGAAGUGAUGUAAGAGAUACUUUACAUUCAUUAUGCAAACUUUGGGAAUCACAGUGUAAGGAAACAUUGGAUAUAUCUUCACUGGUGUGGAAUGAAAAGCAAUGAGGUUUCUUCCUCUUUUUUCUGGCAGUAUUCUCCAUCACCCAUCCCAGUCCUGGAACAGUUUUUUUUUACCAUAAGUUGAUCAAGGAAAUGCAUCAUUUGGCAGGACAAGGAACCAGCAGUGACCCAAAACGUGGUUACACUUAAAAUUCUGGCAGCCAUCUGUGCUAAUUGCUUUUAAAGCCUGGCUGCCAGGAGGGUGCAGGGUAGAAAUUUAUUUGCUGUAAAGAUUGUGUAGAAAGGGUUUCCUAAUAAACUUUUUAUACAUGCAA